ACAGUGUACAAAGAGAAAAAUCAGUACUCACCAACAGAAAACAAUUGGAGUCCACAUUCAAGGAGCUGGAGCACAGAGUCAUCUCUCUGGUGAAGAAGGAGCUGAAGAGGUUUAAGAAGCUGCUGAGUCCAGAUUACCCAGCAUGCUCUGAGAGUGAGGUGGAGGAUGAGGAGGAUCAGAGCAGUGCCAGAGAGGGGGUGCUGAAGAUCACACUGCACGUCCUGAGAAACAUGAACCAGACAGACCUCGCUAACACACUACAGACCAAGCUAUUCUCUGAAUAUCAACGAAAUCUCAAACACAAACUAAUGGAUAAAUUUAAAAGAAUUAAUGAAGGAAUUUCCCAACAAGGAAGCUCAACUCUUCUGAAUGAGAUCUACACCGAGCUUUACAUCACAGAGGGAGGGAGUGGAGAGGUCAAUAAUGAACACGAGGUGAGACAGAUUGAGACAGCAUCCAGGAGACCAGCAACACAGGAGACACCCAUCAAAUGCAAUGAGCUCUUUAAAGACAAACCCAUCAGAAGAGUGCUGACUAAAGGAGUUGCUGGAAUUGGGAAAACGGUCUCUGUUCAGAAGUUCAUUCUGGACUGGGCUGAAGGAAGAGCAAAUCAGGACGUCCUCUUCAUAUUUCCACUUCCUUUUAGGGAGCUGAAUUUGAUGAAGGAGAAAAUGUUCAGUCUGAUGGAUCUGCUUCAUCACUUUUUCCCAGAAACAAAACAAUUACAAUUAAUACACUGUGAUGCUUACAAAGUCAUUUUCAUCUUUGAUGGUCUGGAUGAGUGUCGACUUCCUCUAGAUUUCCAGAACAAUGAGAACUUGUGGAAUGUAACAGAGUCGACCUCGGUGGAUGUGCUUCUGACAAACCUCAUCAAGGGGAAUCUGCUUCCCUCUGCUCUCCUCUGGAUAACCUCUCGACCUGCAGCAGCCAAUCAGAUCCCUCCUGAGUGUGUUGAUCAGGUAACAGAGGUACGAGGGUUCAGUGACCCUCAGAAAGAGGAGUACUUCAGGAAGAGAAUCAGUGAUCAGAGCCUGGCCAACAAAAUCAUCACACACAUGAAGUCAUCAAGAAGCCUCUACAUCAUGUGUCACAUUCCAGUCUUCUGUUGGAUUGCAGCCACUGUUCUAGAGAGAAUGUUGGGUGAAGCAGAGAGUGGAGAAAUCCCCAAGACUCUGACUCAAAUGUUCACACACUUUCUGAUCUUUCAGAUCAAACACAAGGACAGAAAGUACCAUGGAAACACUGACACUGAUCCUCAACAGACUAAAAAGACAAUUCUGGCACUGGGAAAACUGGCUUUCCAACAGCUGGAAAAGGGCAACCUGAUCUUCUAUGAGGAAGACCUAAGAGAGUGUGGCAUUGAUGUCAAAGUAGUGUCAGUGUACUCAGGAGUGUGUACCCAAAUCUUCAGAGAGGAGUUUGGGCUUCACCUGGGGAAGGUGUUCAGCUUUGUGCAUCUGAGCAUUCAGGAGUUUCUGGCUGCUUUAUAUGCAUUUCUCUCCUUCAUCUCUAAAAAGAAAAAUGUGUUAAAACAGCAAAAGAAAGGUCUCUUUAAAAGAUCCACCAUGUCUGACUUCCUUAUGAAUGCAGUGGACAAGGCCUUACAGAGUGAGAAUGAACAUCUGGACCUUUUCCUCCGCUUCCUUCUGGGUCUCUCACUGGAGUCCAAUCAGACUCUCUUACAAGGCCUACUGACACAGAGGAAAAGAAGCUCUCACAGCAAAGAGGAAACAGUCAACUACAUCAAGGAGAAGAUCAGGGAGAAUCCCUCUCCAGAGAAAUCCAUCAAUCUGUUCCACUGUCUGAAUGAACUAAAGGAUCAUUCUCUAGUACAGGAAGUCCAGACAUACCUGAGCAGAGGAGGUGACCAUUGUCUCCAUGGAGCCAGUCUCUCUCCAGCUCAGUGGUCAGCUCUGGUGUUUGUGUUACUGAACUCAGAAGAGGAGCUGGAUGAGUUUGACCUGAGUAAAUUUGACCCAUCAGAGGAAUGUCUACUGAGACUGCUGCCAGUGGUCACAGCAUCCAGAAAAGCUGUGCUGGAUAAGUGCAGUAUAACAGAUGAAGGCUGUGCUGCUCUGGCUUCAGCUCUGAGGUCAAACCCCUCAUCACACCUGAGAGAGCUGAAUCUGAACUUCAAUAAACCAGGAGACUCAGGAGUGAAGCAGCUCUCUACUCUACUGGAGGAUCCACACUGUAAACUGGAGAAACUAGAGCUGGUUAACUGCAGUAUUACAGAUGAAGGCUGUGCUGCUUUGGCUUCAGCUCUGAGGUCAAACCCCUCAUCACACCUGAGAGAGCUGAAUCUGAGCCUCAAUAAACCACGUGACUCAGGAGUGAAGCAGCUCUCUGCUCUACUGGAGGAUCUACACUGUAAACUGGAGAAACUACAGCUGGAUAACUGCAGUAUUACAGAUAAAGGUUGUGCUGCUCUGGCUUCAGCUCUGAGGUCAAACCCCUCAUCACACCUGAGAGAGCUGAAUCUGAACUACAAUAAACCAGGAGACUCAGGAGUGAAGCAGCUCUCUGCUCUACUGGAGGAUCCACACUGUAAACUGGAGAAACUACAGCUGGUUAACUGCAGUAUUACAGAAAAAAGUUGUGCUGCUCUGGCUUCAGCUCUGAGGUCAAACCCCUCAUCACACCUGAGAGAGCUGAAUCUGAACUACAAUAAACCAGGAGACUCAGGAGUGAAGCAGCUCUCUGCUCUACUGAAGGAUCCACACUGUAAACUGGAGAAACUACAGCUGUAUAACUGCAGUAUUACAGAUGAUGGCUGUGCUGCUCUGUCUUCAGCUCUGAGGUCAAACCCCUCAUCACACCUGAGAGAGCUGAAUCUGAACUACAAUAAACCAGGAGACUCAGGAGUGAAGCAGCUCUCUGCUCUACUGAAGGAACCACACUGUAAACUGGAGAAACUACAGCUGGAUAAGUGCAGUAUAACAGAUGAAGGCUGUGCUGCUCUGGCUUCAGCUCUGAGGUCAAACCCCUCAUCACACCUGAGAGAGCUGAAUCUGAACUUCAAUAAACCAGGAGACUCAGGAGUGAAGCAGCUCUCUACUCUACUGGAGGAUCCACACUGUAAACUGGAGAAACUAGAUAUCCGGCCACUAUUGAGGUGAUGUGGUCUGAGUCUCCCACACAGAGAAGAGGAUGAACAAACACACAUAAUUCAUCAUAUGAUUCUCCAUGGUAACGUGUGUUAGUGUGAAUAUGUGUGAACAUGACUGCAGCACAGGGCUGUGUGUCCUCCCCAUGUCUUCCAGCUUCUAGACACCACACACACCUGACCUGGACGUUACACACACACACACACACACACACACACACACACACACACACACACACACACACACACACACACACACACACACACACACACACACACACACCUGAUCUGAUCUGAAACUCUGCUGCCUUCCUGUUCUCUGGUGCUCAUUAGUUUGAAGUUUACAGAGAUAAUCAAAACUAAACCUACAUAUGAGUGUAAAGGAAAAAAAAAUGUACAGUUUUAUACUUUCCCCAAAUUACCCCAUAAAAACACAUUUGUAACAUUAUGAGGCCACCAUCAUGGAUAAUUGAAAUUGAUUUCUUCCUUUGAGUGUGAAACUCUACAAGAAAAACAGAAGAUGUGUCUGGUAGACUUAUGUCUUUGAUGAUGAUGUGUAUGACAGAGUUAUGUGGAUGUUGAUUUGGUUCUGCUUCGAACUUUAAUGUGUAAAUACCACCUGAAUUUAAAAUGCUGUCUGCAGUAAGUGAAGAUGUAGGAGUGUUCUUAUGAAAGGCAGUGGGUAUAAUGGCUUCUACUACUAACUAGUUACAUUAGUUUAAUUUCUCCAGUGUACCAAUAAACAACACUGCAUUCACACAGAUUAUGGAUGUAACCCUUAAUAUUGUAUCAUAUAAGCAGCAGUAAACCUCUAACCCAACCGUAAA
Molecule: messenger RNA, 3933 nt
Organism: Electrophorus electricus (electric eel)
Lineage: Eukaryota; Metazoa; Chordata; Actinopteri; Gymnotiformes; Gymnotidae
Source: RefSeq, a predicted model, not a curated record